Molecule: messenger RNA, 5726 nt
Organism: Bombus huntii
Lineage: Eukaryota; Metazoa; Arthropoda; Insecta; Hymenoptera; Apidae
Exons: 2
Coding region: 4063-5253 (396 amino acids)
Molecular function (GO): oxidoreductase activity
Source: RefSeq, a predicted model, not a curated record
UCUAAUUUCGCAGUAUCACAUCUGCACACAGUUUUACCGCCACUACGCUGGGAAACUAUUCAGCCUAACUAUAAAGAUAAGUAAAUAUAUGUACAGGUUUAUUAACCUGACAAUGAUAUUAAAGAAGCUUAAAUCUGCUAGCCCGUAAUCUUGGCUUUUCCGCGAAAUAUCGACAAUAAAAAUUUACAAUUUCGUAGAAAUAGAUAAAACGCAAAUGAAUGGGCAAUGCAGUAAUUCGGUUUCUGAGCUGAGAAAACUUGAAACAAUAUAAAAAGUAAGAAUAAAUUAACGUGAAAAUACUACUUUGAUUAGUUGAUGGUUGAACGCUUUUAGUGCAUAAAAUUUUAUUGCAUUCGGGAAGAUCGAAGUCAAGGUCUUUUUAACACCUGAUUGGCCCCAACAGAUUUUCAAGAUGCAUUUGAACGACGAAUUUAUGCGAACGAAAAUUUACGAGUCUAAUUAUUGUAGUGAUUAGUUCGACGUUUCUAUCACAAAAUGUCCUUGAUGAGAUAUAUGUACGAAGUCGAUAACAGUUCUCGAUGAGAGAUCGUCGUAUCGAGGUUCUCGUGCGAUAAAGCGAAGGUCUAGCUAUUUAACAUAGAUAGAAACUGGUCCUAAAAAAUCUACGAAGAAACCAGUGACUUCUACCAUGGUAUUUCUGCGCUUAUUGUUAUUUCGUUCUUGACCAAUUCGUUAGACGCAAUUCAGUGUGUCGUAUUAGGCAAUCUCUGAUAUUUUUUCAUACAUUGUAACUUCGAGUUGAAUAGAAAAUUAUCGAAACAAUUUUUGUCCUAUUCUAGCAACCUAAUUUGCAAGCAAUAUAGCUAAUUUGUUGUUACGUAUAUCAGUUCGUGUACAUGCUAUAUACAUAAGUUUGCAUAUAACGACCUCGCAUAUACAUAAACUCGCAUAACUGGAACGCAAAUAUUGACAGUUGACUAUAAUGAUGCGCAGGUGAUAUGUGACAGUUUUUGAUGAACUUACGGCUGCAAACUAUUGGAUAUGUAUUUUUCUAUUUCAUUUCUUCCAUCUGAUGCCGUUCGAAAUUCUUUGUAGUUCAAAUUAUGAAUUUAUCGAACAUUUACAAUGGUCAGCAUCGUCUCACAAUUUUGAGUUCAUCAAAGGUGGAGUUCAGUUAAGAAUCUUUUUUUAAAAAUUAAUAAAUAAAUGUCUGUAUUUACCUAGGAGAUUUUGUUACGCUUUUAUGAUUUGAAUUAUGAAUUUAUAAAAUGAAUAUAUGACCGUGUAUAGUUCGAAAGCAUACAGAUUGUAUUUUUAUUCAUAGUUUUCACAAAUUAACUCUGUGUCUUAUGAAUUGUUUUCUCUCUGUUUUCUCUCUGUUUUAUAUGAUUUAUUUAUUACACUCGUUAAAUCUAAUUACAUAUUAGCUUUCAAAAUACUGUGAAUAAUACGAUCACCGCAGAUCAUCGAGACACUACUUACUUUACUACGUAACUUGAUUUCCAAUUUUACCAAUUCAGACGAAACUUUAGAUUAGAAUAAGGAUUCGGCUUGAACAUAAUUCUUAUUUCUAACGAUUCAUGUUCUGUCACUUGAACCACUUCUUCCGAGUCCCUUCGAUCAUAUACGCAUUUCCCCCCUCCACUGUUAAAAAUUCCAGUAACAUUCCAAAACGCAAAGAGUGCAAUUAGUCACGAACCGUCUCUUCUUCUCGUACAAUUAUGAAACAUUCAAAUAGAAAUUUAGCUCAAUAUCGUAAGACAGGAAGUUCGAAAUUUUACCACUUGUGCCACUUUUCUUUUUUAUUCUUAAAGAUUUUGAAAGCUCGUUUCGAAAUACCAAUGUGCAAUUGCAAUUUUUCGCGAAUCGUCAGUUUUCUCUAUAAAGGACUGGUUUUUCAGGAAGCGAAGCGAAACGACAGCUAGCGGACGUCGCACAACACCGCGGCGUUGUCUUCUCGUAGUACGCGAUCAUUUGGCUCCUUUUUCUUUCUUCGUCAUCCGCUUAUUCCUGUCGUGGAAUGCCUCGACAAAAGAAAUUGCGUAUCGUUGAUACAAGUAUCGUCAAAUUACGCGAACAUCGCUCGAAUCUGUAGGAUGGCGCCGAAUAUUCGACGCUGGAAUUGCAUAAGUUUUACGCAGCGCGCAGAAUGCACGCGGAAACGCAGGGUCGAUUAUCGAUUUUUCUGCGGCCGGAUCAGCCGGUUUGCCUUGCAACCUGUCUACACACCGUAUACGAGUCACGUGCAUUUUAUUCGCGCUGCUAGGCGCGCAUCUGUGAAAUUACUCGCUUUACGACCCCGUUGCAUGUGCUUCGCGAUCCUUGCCUCAACGUUUGUCCUGUUAACUGCGUCGGAUGUCUCAAGCAAAAUUGGUAAUUGAUUUUUAAGCGGCUGAUAACAGGCUUUGUGUAACGUGCCAUUGAUUGGACCGGAUUGAUAGGAAUGAACGAUAAGCUGCAAUCGUUUUUGGAACGAGAGCCUUUCCAUCGCUGAACAGAUUGCAGUAAUUGGAACGAUGUUUGUUUGGAGCUCAAUGGAGAUAUAGAUUAUAGUUGUUAGAUUGUGGAUUUCUGUGCAUUUAUGGGACAUUUGAAAGUACAAAAUUGCACAGACCGUACAUAUUAUGAAGAUAUAUAUAUAUGUGAAAUAUACAAAGUAUAGAGCUUUGUAUAAUGCUUGAUAGAUAAAGCAAUUUUUUAAUUGUAUUCUCAAAAAUAUUAAUUCGCAUUAAAAUUAAUCUUCCAAAUCUAAUAAUUAUUGUCCGAAUAUUAAGUACAUAGAGUGUUUACUGUGGUUUGUGUAAGCUAUAAGUCUUAAUUUGGAAUAAAGAUAACGAUGUUUAAAGAUUUAUCUGAUUCAGGGAUGGAGGAUUAGAAUAACGAAGGGAAGGUCUUCGUUCGAAAAGAAAAUAUUUGAAUAGAUAUUGCAUAGUACAAUAGCUUGCAGGAUUGAAAUAUUUUUUCAUAAAGUUAGGUGCUUUGUAGUAUGUGGUUACGUUAUCGUAGAUAGAGCUAGUUUUAUCGAUGCAAAAAUAGACAUACGUCAUCCUUUUCUUUAACCUAGAAAUAGCGUGUAGAAUGAAAUAGGCAGUAAGUGGAUCAAAUAUGCAUAGAGUAUUCUUUUAUAAAAUACACAACGUUACGUUACCAUGUAAAUUUGCAAUCAUGGUUUCUAAAGGAUUAAAGUCGACGCUUCGAGUGAAAUAUUUCUACAGGCAUAGUUUACAAGGAAAAAGUAGAGGUUAAGGAAAUAAUAAAAUUGUAUUCAUCGCGUUCAGAAACCACACUGAUACAAUUCUCGAGAAUAUCAAUCGAUAUUUCGUGACGCAGAAACAUUAUAAAAAUAUUCUGUAAGUUGUGAAUUCAACUGAAAGGAAACUGCAAGAAAUUUUAUAUAAAGCGGCGUUUUCUUGUAAUUUAAAUGUUCCCGCUUCCCGACGUCAGUCAGUCUAGCCAAUAGGUAACUACACGUGACGCAAGGAACAAAGUUGGAAAGGUAGUACAACGUAUAACAUCGAUUCGUGAAGGUUGCCGUGUGAUCCAUAGAUCAUAAAGUUGCACACGUGCACGAUCGAUAGUUAAAAAACUUGUCUCGUCAAGUUCGAACGCUCUAGAGAAGAUCUUUCCUGUGGAUCAGCAAGUACAUCGAUCGCAAACACUCGAAGAAUCCUUGAUAUAAGUUAACACUUAUGUAACAAAACGUGGAGGUAAGGAGUAGAUUAGAUGAAAAGUUUGGGAAGCGGUAAAUUUAAACUCUGCACAGCUAGAGAAGAAGAAGAAGAUAGAACAAUUUGUAAAAGAAUACAUCGAAUUAAAUUCAAUUUACGAAGAGUACAAAAGGAUAUUAUUAAAACUGAAUCCUGUCUAAAAGAACUUUAAGUUGCUCGUAAUAACGAGGUUUUAAGAUUAAGUAAGAAAUUUAAAAAAAGAACCGAUAACCUAGCUCGAUGAUAUUUUCGCGGUUUAUCGUUUGAUUUACGUAUGUGGCUUUGUAUAUAUUCUUAAAAUCAACGUCACAGUAGGAUUGCUAAUAAAAAAGAUAGACAAGGCUUGAUUCAAUUGGUUCGUCGCGAUUGAUAAGUCGCUCAACGGAAAAAAAUAAUGUCGAACAUGAACAGAAGCCUUCUGAGUGUUUCGUGGAAUACGUUAAAGUUGUUGAGAACUUCGAUGAAAUCUGGUUGGAUGUGGGCAAGGUUAGCCUCCAGUCAAUGUGACGUACCCAUGGUGGUCCCUAAAGAGGAGGUGGUUAGAUUCGUAUCUGAGUGCAUGUGCAAGGCUGGAACAUCGCUCGAGGAUGGUUGUAUCGUUGGCCAUCAUUUGAUGGUCGCCGAUUACCGUGGCCAUUUUAGCCAUGGAAUGAACAGAAUGCAAAUGUACGUGCAGGAUAUUAAGGACGGAAUGACCAAUCCUACUGCGAAGCCAGAGAUCCUUACGGAUUUUCAGGCGAUAGCGUUGGUCAACGGGAACAACGGUUUGGGCCAGGUGAUCGGUAAAUUUUGCAUGGAACUGGUCAUAAAGAAGGCGAAGAAGUUCGGUAUCGGGAUGGUGUCGACUUGUGGGUCGAAUCAUUAUGGCAUCUGUGGUUACUACACGAAAAUGGCGAUCGACCAAGGUCUCGUGGGCUUCUCCUGCACCAAUACGAGUCCUCUGAUGGCACCGACCCGUAGCAAGUGUGCGGGUUUAGGCACGAAUCCGAUAUCUUUGGGAAUGGGAGCGUCGAACAACGAUGAGUUCGUGUUGGAUAUGGCCACGACAGCCGUUGCUCUGGGCAAAAUCGAGCUAGCUAUCAGGAAGAACGAAGCCAUUCCCUCGGGCUGGGCGCUUGGGUCCGAUGGGAAGGUUACCACAAACGCCGAAGAAGCGUACAAAACUUCUCUUUUAUUACCUGUUGGUGGAGAGGAACACACUAGCGGCUACAAAGGCUAUGGACUAGCUUUGAUGGUCGAGGUACUUUGCGGAAUUCUGUCUGGAAGCGAGUUUGGUCCUAAUAUCAGACAGUGGAAGACCAAAGAAAAAAUUGCUAAUCUUGGGCAGUGUUUCAUGGCCAUAAAUCCGGAAGCUUUUGGUUGUGGAUCGAAGGAGAGAUUAGGUCAGUUGUUGAAACAGUUGAGAAAUUUGGCUCCCGCCGAAGACAAACCUGUUUUGAUACCUGGAGACCUGGAGAGGGCAGCCAUGGAACGCGUGGAUAAAGAGGGUGGUAUUACGUAUCAUCCCAAUCAGAUACAGGCGUGUAAAGAAUUCGCGAAAGUUAUGGGAGUCGAGCCUCUGAAACUCAUUCCCAAGAAUGGUUAAUCAAGAAAUUAGUUUUGUUUAGUACCUGGUAGGUACCUGAUGGUUCUUAAGAAAUUACUCAUUGAGAUUGAACCUUUUUAUUGUAUUUAUAUCUAUUAACUUUUAGAUCAUUAUUUCGUAUUGUUGUUGCUAUGUGUAUAUUAAUAUUAGCAAUAGAUCUGAUAAUUACAUUGCGACUGCGAUCUAUAGUACAUAUCAAACAAUGCAUUAAUAUGUUUACUACACAUUAUUAUAUUGUGUAUACUCUACGUUUGGAGAAAAGUCUCUAACCAACAAAAUACUCUUCAAUGAUGCUUUUUCACGCAAGAUCUAUGAAUGUUCUAACAGCAAUCUACUCAAAUUUUUCUAACAUACGCAUGUAAUAUACAAAGCUCAAGGAAAUGCAAUUCCUCAUAUUUUAUACGAUAUUGUAAACACGGCUUUUAUACUUAUAAAAGAAGCUACACGAAUAUACACGAUCAUCGAUGUUUUUA